Molecule: messenger RNA, 775 nt
Organism: Coccidioides immitis RS
Lineage: Eukaryota; Fungi; Ascomycota; Eurotiomycetes; Onygenales; Onygenaceae
Exons: 2
Coding region: 317-640 (107 amino acids)
Source: RefSeq, a predicted model, not a curated record
CCAGUCAUGACGAUUCCGACAGCAAUAGCUCGGAAUGUAUAUGCGAGAAAUGUCAGCGAGAUUUUCGGGUUUUCAAAAUAGUAUUCGUCGUCGUGAGCAUCAUGGUGAUUAUAAUCUUAAUAAUCGUCGUUCUCAUGGCAACAGGUGUUUUUAAUCGUUCUGCAACCAACGGUGGAGUAUUGGGAUAGCCUCUAUAGCAGAAACCCCCGCUUCAUCGUCGGAGCCCACAUCUACAUCCGCGCCUACGCCUACGCCUACGCCUGCCCCCACGACCACGCCCACACCCGCGCUGUCAUUUACUCCUUCGUCUACAUUUAUGCCCCCAUCUAUACCCAUGUACACGAUCUCCAUUACGAAAACAAUUUCGUCCACACUCUUGGUAACCCAGACCCUACCGCCAUCCAGGACCGGUGAUACGGAGACGACAUCAACGAUCUCUUACGUGGUGAUAAUUACUACACCACUUAUGCCGCGGCAAAGCCACAAAAUCGGGGAGCCGGAUAUAACGACUACAAUGUACUCCCCGGUAACUACGGUCUUCGUCCCACUUUCGAAAAUUUAUCUCAAGGCCAAGUCGGAGGAGACAAACCGUUCGUUUUCGGAAGAUUUCCCGACAGAAAUGUGGCAGAAUUUUCCAUAAUUAAUAUUUGAUUGUUCUGCGGGCGUUUUGUGCCAGGGGAUGAUGGUGUUAUGGGUUUGUAUAAUUGGGGACAUAUCAUCAUUAAUUUUAGGAUUUGAUGUUUUCUACUCAUACAUCAAUUUUGGAUACCACUGC